AAAUUUGUGAUUUAAUUAUUUAAUUAAAAUGGAUUCGUGGCUAAAGGAACAACUUACUAGGUGCUUGCAAUUCGAGGUUCCGGAAGAAAUGAUCUAUCUUAUUUUAGGAAUAGAUACAGAAGAAAAAUUGCGAGGAUAUUGCGAAACAUUACUGGAUUUCACAAAUGAGAAGCACUGUAUCUUCUUUAAUGCACUUAAAUUAAAGCAGUUUCCUUCAAAUCAUACAAAACAGAUGGUGACAAUGAAUCAAAAGUCUGAUAAUGAUGAAGUCAGAACCGGUGCAAAGAAGAAGACUAAAUAUUAUAAUUUCUAUGGGAAAGAUGGAAAGCUGAAUGAUACUGUUAUGCUGAAAGGAAGAGUCAAAUGUGAUUGUCAAGCUAGUAAGCAUAAACUCAUCAAUAAUUGUUUAUAUUGUGGAAGAAUUGUGUGUGAGCAGGAAGGAUCCGGAAAUUGUUUAUGCUGUGGUAAUUUAGUAUGUACAGAAGAGGAACUAAAGGUAAUUAACUCUCAAACUAAAAAAGGAGAUCAAUUGAAGAAAUCCUUGAUGAAUACAAAAGGAUUAGAAAGUGCAAUAGCUCAAAGAGACAAACUGCUUGAAUAUGAUAAGAAUAGUGAAAAGAGAACAACAGUUAUUGACGACGAAUCUGAUUACUUUAAAGCUAAUUCAGUCUGGUUGUCUGAUGAAGAGCGUAAAAAGCUGAAAGGCUUAGAAGAUAAAUUGAGAGAGCAUAAACAUGAAAGUCGUCUGAAUAAGAAAUAUAAUUUGGAUUUUGCUGGACGUAAAGUUACUGAAGACGUUGAAUACCCAAAAGAGAUUGAGGAACAGAUUCUUCGACAAGUUAUGGAUGCAACAUCAAAUAAUAAUUUUUCAUAUGGUGGUGCGAAUCCUGAUAUGCUUAAUGCAUUGCCAAUAUUCGAUGAGAAUAUCGGUAAAAGCUUUCCUAAGCUCAAAAAGGCUAAGACUGGAUUUGAUGGAGUUUAUAAUCGUGUACAGGAUAAAGAGUUUCAAGAAAUGUCUGAUUUAAAAUCAUGCAUUUCAAUGCAUCAACCGUGGGCAUCAUUACUUGUUGCUGGAAUUAAAAAACAUGAAGGAAGAAGUUGGUUUACAUCACAUCGUGGACGAUUAUGGAUAGCUUCAACUGCCAAACCUGUAAAUCCAGAUGAAGUGAAGGAACUAGAAAUGUUUUAUCAAACUCAUUAUAAGGAUGAAAACAUCAACUAUCCAACACAAUAUCCUUCAGGUGUUCUUUUAGGCUGUGUUAAUGUCACUGAAUGCUUACCUCAAGAGGAAUAUCGAAAAGCUUAUCCUGAUGGUGAAUCAGAAAGCCCAUUUGUGUUCAUCUGUGAAAAUCCACAAGAACUUCAAAUCCGUUUUCCUAUUAAAGGAAUGCAUAAAAUCUAUAAACUCGAUCAAAACAUCCAUUCCGCAGCACUGAAAACAUUAAUGAAAUGUCAAGCUAAGGCAUAAAUAU
Messenger RNA from Chironomus riparius, 1472 nucleotides. Lineage: Eukaryota; Metazoa; Arthropoda; Insecta; Diptera; Chironomidae. The record is from the annotation of a GenBank genome assembly.